AUGCGCUCUCCUCGAUAUUCCACCCCCUGCCAGUUACUGGGACAAUUUCAUCUAAAUGGGAUGCACAAGGCUGGAGAUGUGGUUCUGGGUGGGCUGUUUCAGGUCCACUUCUUUUCUAUCUUUCCUGACCUGUCUUUUACCUCAGAGCCACAACACCCUACCUGCAACAGUUUUGAUGUUGUAGGAUUCAGGCGGGCCCAGACCAUGGCCUUUGCUAUUGAUGAGAUCAACAGAAACACCAACCUGCUGCCUAAUGUGACUCUGGGUUAUAGUCUUUAUGACCAUUGUGUCAAACUAGGAAUUGCAUUCCGUUCAGCAUUGUCAUUAGCCAGUGGUCGAGAGGAGCAGUUUAUGUCAAACAAGGCCUGUGCAGGAAACCCUCCAGUAGUAGGAAUCGUGGGUGAUUCUUCCUCUACACAUUGUAUUGCCAUCUCCACUGUCUUAGGUUUGUACAGAGUACCUAUGGUGAGUUAUUUUGCCACAUGUUCGUGCCUGAGCGACCGGCAGAAGUUCCCAUCUUUCUUUAGGACGAUCCCAAGUGAUGCUUUCCAGGUGCGUGCUAUGAUUCAGAUUCUCAGGCGCUUUGGCUGGACUUGGGCAGGUCUGCUGAUCAGUGAUGAUGAUUAUGGACUCCAUGCUGCCCGAUCCUUCCAAUCUGACCUGGCUCAGUCUGGUGGAGGUUGUCUGGCCUACUUAGAGGUUUUGCCCUGGGACAAUGAUCCAGCUGAACUAAGGAGGAUUGUGGAUGUUAUGAGGAAAUCUACAGCUCGUGUGGUCAUUGUGUUUGCACAUGAAAGUUACAUGAUCAACCUCAUUAAAGAGGUGGUGAGGCAGAAUGUGACAGGCCUGCAGUGGAUGGCCAGUGAAGCCUGGACUGCAGCUACUGUGCUUCAGACUCCUCAGCUCAUGCCGUAUCUGGGUGGCACUCUGGGCAUUGCUAUCCGUCGAGGACACAUACCAGGGUUCAAGGACUUCCUGCUUCAAAUACGUCCUGACCUACAACACAACAACAGCUAUGGAAAUAACCUGGUAAAUCAGUUUUGGGAACACACAUUUCAGUGUAAAUUUGCACCACCUCAAGCAGGUUGGAUGGAAGCUGGGGGAUCUCUAUGCACUGGACAGGAAGAUCUAGAGAAUGUGGACACUGAAUUAUUUGACAUUUCCAACCUGAGGCCAGAGUAUAACGUGUACAAGGCUGUGUAUGCCCUGGCAUAUGCUCUUGAUGACAUGCUGCAGUGUGAGCCAGGCAGAGGACCUUUCAGUGGGCACAGCUGUGGCAGUUUGCAAAGACUGGAGCCAUGGCAGCUUGUGUAUUACUUGGAAAAGGUCAACUUCACCACACCAUUUGGUGAUCAAGUGUCAUUUGAUGAGAAUGGUGAUGCCUUACCAAUAUAUGAUGUCAUGAACUGGUUGUGGCUCCCUGAUAGACGAACUAAAGUUCAGAAUGUAGGUGAGGUGAAAGAGUCAGCCAAAGGUGAAGAACUCACACUUGAUGAAGACAAAAUCUUCUGGAACUUUGAAUCCAAACAGCUCCCUGUAAAACUGGGUCAGGGGAUGAGCAACCAGCUGCAGGGAGGGAGGCUAAAAAGCUGUGAUAAUUUGCCUGGCCCUGCUCUGCCCCAAGCUCCUCCACAAAUGAUAGGCUGGCCCAUGAGGGGCCGACAUGGAAAGGGCCGAGCCAACACCAGCCGACACGAAAGAGGCUGA
Epinephelus moara (kelp grouper) is the source of this 1707-nucleotide messenger RNA. RefSeq names its product extracellular calcium-sensing receptor-like. NCBI's taxonomy places the organism in Eukaryota, Metazoa, Chordata, Actinopteri, Perciformes, Serranidae. The transcript is spliced from 8 exons. The coding region runs from base 1 to 1707 and encodes 568 amino acids. Gene Ontology annotation, molecular function: G protein-coupled receptor activity. The record is from RefSeq and is a predicted model, not a curated record. Gene Ontology annotation, biological process: G protein-coupled receptor signaling pathway. Gene Ontology annotation, cellular component: membrane.